AUGGCAGUUGAUGAAGUAGCAGACCAGUUGCUGGAACAAGUGAAACAAGCAUACACUGCUAGUGGCAAAUUAUCUGAUGAGUCCUUGAGUUUAUUAAACUUCAUCUAUCAAGGACCUCUGUUAACUGCACUAGAACUUGUUGAAAAGAGAUCAGUCACCCGUGUCAUCUCUCCCAGUGGAAGAGAACUGUUUCAGGUGAUUGGAGCUUCAGGAACACCAUAUACAUGUUUUCCGAACCUGAAAUACUGCUCCUGUCCUGCUUUUCAUUUCUCAGAUCACAGCAGUAAUGUCUGCACUAACUACAAUCAGCAGAUAACAGCAGUAAUGUCUACACAUCUUUUAUUUGUUUCAGUUCUCUGCAGGGGAGACCAUCUUAUGUGUAAACAUGUUCUGGCCAUGAAGUUGUCAGAGAUUCUGGGACUCACCAAGAUCUUGCAUGUAUCCAAUGAUGAAAUAACAAACAUGAUUAUGUCUGUAGAGUGA
Messenger RNA from Candidula unifasciata, 483 nucleotides. The record is from the annotation of a GenBank genome assembly. Lineage: Eukaryota; Metazoa; Mollusca; Gastropoda; Stylommatophora; Geomitridae.